Molecule: messenger RNA, 1337 nt
Organism: Malaya genurostris
Lineage: Eukaryota; Metazoa; Arthropoda; Insecta; Diptera; Culicidae
Gene: RpLP0
Product: large ribosomal subunit protein uL10
Exons: 3
Coding region: 150-1097 (315 amino acids)
Biological process (GO): ribosome biogenesis; ribosomal large subunit assembly; cytoplasmic translation
Cellular component (GO): cytosolic large ribosomal subunit
Molecular function (GO): large ribosomal subunit rRNA binding; structural constituent of ribosome
Source: RefSeq, a predicted model, not a curated record
CCAUAUGUUUAGCACUGGGCCAACCCUACAUCUCCUCUUGCAGCGAACAAAACCGUCAGCUCGUUCAUUACGUCCGUAAACGUACAAGUGAUAGAAUUGUCGUGGCUUUGUUCUUAAAUUUCUUUCCGGAAGUCCCUAUUUAACUCAAGAUGGGUAGGGAGGACAAAGCUAGCUGGAAAGCAGGAUAUUUCGUAAAAAUCGUGCAACUGCUCGACGAGUUCCCAAAAUGUUUCAUCGUCGGUGCCGACAAUGUUGGCUCGCGCCAGAUGCAGAAUAUCCGUAUCUCGCUUCGUGGUUCCGCUGUCGUGUUGAUGGGAAAAAAUACCAUGAUGCGUAAGGCUAUCCGUGGUCACCUGGAGGAAAACCAGAACUUGGAGAAGUUGCUGCCCCAUAUUCGUGGAAAUGUUGGCUUCGUUUUCACUAAAGGUGAUCUUGUAGAAGUCCGCGAUAAGCUAAUGGAAAGCAAGGUCCGUGCUCCUGCUCGUGCCGGUGCGAUUGCUCCGCUGGAAGUCGUUAUCCCAGCUCAGAAUACUGGCUUGGGCCCGGAGAAAACAUCUUUCUUCCAGGCGCUGUCUAUCCCAACCAAGAUUUCGAAGGGUACAAUUGAAAUCAUCAACGAUGUGCCUAUUCUAAGACCGGGAGACAAAGUUGGUGCUUCCGAAGCAACGCUGCUCAACAUGUUGAACAUUUCUCCGUUCUCAUACGGUUUGCAAAUUGAGCAGGUUUACGAUUCGGGUUCCAUCUUCUCGCCUGAUAUUUUGGACAUCAAACCGGAAGAUUUGCGCGCCAAGUUCCAGGCAGGAGUGGCCAAUUUGGCGGCUGUGUCGCUCGAGAUCGGUUACCCAACAUUGGCAUCCGUGCCGCACAGCAUUGCCAACGGAUUCCGCAACCUGUUGGCCAUCGCUGCCGUCACCGAGGUUGAAUUCAAGGAAGCCGAAACGGUUAAGGAAUUCAUUAAGGAUCCGAGCAAAUUUGCCGCUGUUGCUGCUCCGGCUGCUGCUGCCGCCGCUGCUGCUCCUGCUGCUGCCGCUAAGGAGGAGAAAAAGGAAGAAUCGGAAUCCGAGGAUGACGAUAUGGGCUUCGGUUUGUUCGAUUAAAAGCCUCUAUGCUCGAGCAACAUCCUUCACCCAUCCUUUUCUAAUAUCUACUUCGGCGAACGGACACUUUUCCAUUGUACAAUUCGUAUCUACUCGCCCUGGACUUUGGACAGAGUUCAUAUGGCGAUAUACGACUAUAAGCUUUGUAAAUUUUCGUUCCCUUACUACAUAUUGAGGAUGCGAGAGAAAUUUAAAAAUAAGCUGGUAUUUUCCCAAUAAAAUACAUAUGCAAACUUAAAA